GGGCGUUAGUGUCCCCGCAAAUUGUCACAAAUUUUGUGUUCGUCUCAACGCGCUUUUUAUUUUAUUUUCUCCGCAAGACGAUUGAAACCCACUGAGAUGCACUGUGUUUUUUUCUCCACAUGAUCGCCCUGGUUUGCUAAUAGUAAUUUAAAUUCAAAACCCACGCCAAUUUUCAGCUUUUAACAAGGACUUAGUAAAAAAGCGAAACCUUCUGUGGCGCAGCCGUUGGAAAAAAAAUUUCGAAGCGAUUGCGACGACUUUUAUCCAGGAUGUUGAGGGAUAUUAGUAGGUACUAGUGCGACUCCGACGGAAGAAGCUCCGAAAAAUCGAACAAGACUGCCCUGCGUGCUGGCUGUUGACGGACAAUGCUGAACGCUGGAAAUUAACAUGCACAGUUGAACAAAUAUGUAAUCCUAUAUGGACUGUCAAGCAAUGAGUCAUUUACAUAUGCGUAUGGAUUGUUAAAAAUACUAAAUGUUUCUCAAAAGAUUAAUUCUUUGCGUAACCAAGUUUAGUGUCCCUAUUUGGCGUAUUCAGCGAUUAUUAAAAUUCAUCAUAACACCCUGGCCUUUUUCAAGUACGUCAAUCGAUGUCUUGGCAUUGUUUUAACCAACAAGUUGCAGGGAACCAUUUGGUAAAGUCGCGACAUCGGAGAAUUCGUUUGUUCAUAGUUUGCAGCCACUGACACCGUUACAGCACUUCAAGUUCGAUGAUAAAAAUUAGAAAAAUUUAGCAUGGAGUGCAAGACGACUUGCUCUUUAGAAGAAGACAUUUAGUGAAUAUACAUGGCGAGGCGUGUUCACUUCAACAACGAAUUACACAAAAAGCAUCGCAUUGUGUUAAACGUAAGCGGACAACGAUACAUGACGGAAAAGAAGUGUUUACUUCGACAUCCACAUACUCUUCUCGGAAGCGAGAUGUUAAGCAAGUUUUUUGAUCCCAUUAAGAAGGAGUAUUUUUUCGAUAGAGACCCAUAUCUAUUUCGAUACAUAUUGAAUUUUUACCAAAGCGGGAAGCUACACUCAUCGCCCGACGAUUGUCCCGUUGCAUUUAAGGACGAGCUUGACUUCUUCGGGAUACCGAUUUGUGAACUAGGGGACUGUUGUUGGUAUACGACAAACACUGAUGAGAAAGAGAAACAUCCGUGUCACUACGCCGUGAGAAAAGCUAGUAUGAAGGCGGUACAUGCCGGUAAUUAUCUCGAUUGGAAUAAACAAGAAAAUAAACGGGGGAUUAAUAAGAGAAAGGCGAUUCGCACGACGAGGUCAAAGAACUUUACACAACCCAACAGAAGCCCAAAUCAUGUGCCCUUGCCUAAGAAACGAUGUGACAACACACGACAAAAGUCGAACAACAGAGCUGAAUUUAUACGCGGAAAACACUCCGAAGAGGGUAGAAGUUCAACAGAGAAGUGUUCAAGUACACGCAAAUGUGAAAUAAAUUGCAGAUGCCAACCGCACAAGUCCAAAAUGGCACAACAAGUAUUUAAUGUUUUGUAUGGGUUGUUCAUAGUUCUAAGCGUGGCUGCCACAAUUGUGGAGACAGUUGACUGCGAUGGUGGCGUGAAAUGUUUGGUACUGCAUUCCGACUUGUUCUUCGCUUUGGACGCCACAUUUGUCGCUGUGUUCACCUUAGAAUUCCUCAUACGAUUCGCUGUGUCGAAGAAGCGCUGCUUAUUCAUGAAAGAUUUCUUCAAUAUUAUAGAUUUACUAGCAAUAUUGCCAUACUAUAUCUCGCUCAUUGCGACGCAGUUUGUCAAUACCGACAGCGUUACGCUUCUAAUAACUCUACGGGUUCUACGUGUCGCGCGGAUAAUGAAAUUAACGAGGGGGUCUACGAGAUUGAAGUCUUUGCUUUAUACCCUAAGAAAUUGCUCAACAGAUCUUCUAUUUUUGUACUUCACGUUCACGCUCGGGAUACUGCUAUUUGGGAGUGUGUUGUACUUUGUGGAACGUGGGGAAGAGUUCCAAAGCAUUCCUCAUUCUGUUUGGUACACGUGCGUCACGAUGAUGACCACUGGGUAUGGUGAUGUUGUACCUGUAUCAGUAUUAGGGAAGGUAAUUGGUGGACUGUGCUGUGUAUGUGGUGUGGUAAUAAUGUCCCUUCCAAUUCCUAUUAUGCAAGACAAGAAGGUUAUAGUGCAGAACUGAGGAGAAAAACGCCGAUAAUUUUCAGAUUUAUUCUUUAUAAGUUAAGAGAAACUAACAGGUUUGACCGCCGCUGACCACCCGACUCAGACCAAGCAAGCACAGGGGCGGAGCUGCAGAACGUUAUAACUCAGUCCCACGUUCACACCAGAAAUUUUGCCAUUCCAAAAUUUCCAUGGUACUGUAGUUGAAGAGAGACAAUUUCUCUCCCCCCUCCGCUUUAUUAUUUAUUUGAACUGUCCAUCAAUUUAUUCAAGAAGUCAAUUAAAAAAACAGUUUUUCAUCAAAUUGUUAGCCAUUUUACCUCUUUCUUUGAACUUUGCGACAUAUAUCAGAGUAGGAAAGAGAAGCAGAUUAGUGAUUUAUUUUACAAUGUGAAAGAAGAACCACUUUGUUCAAGAGUCUUAGGUCGGGCAAACCUACAUAUAAAUAUUUUUAUGCACGACUUGAAGUCAUUUUCACUUGUAGAACAUGACGCUUUGACUACGGCAUAUUUUUUUUUUUCGUCAAGCUUUGAGGCAGAGUGGCGAAGUGUCACUUGUUAGCGGCUGUUGAGACCUUUUCUGCCUUUUAUGGAAUUGAUCAAAAACUUUUAAGAACUCACAUGUACUGCGUGUAUGUCCUUACUAUAAUCUGCGCCAAGAAAAUUCCCUUCAUGUAACAUUUGAGACAGGUACUUUGCCACUCUAGGAUAAACAAGUGUCGAAUUCGGCACUCAUAAGAAGAAAGAAAAUUUUAUCGGGCUCAAAAGUUCUCAAUGCGGUUGAAAAGCGCACUGGUGUUUGGAAAUUCUCGACUUCACGACUUCAUUAAUUUAACCUGAGCAGCUGGGAUCCCAAAAAGCUUGAAACGAGUAAGUUGAU
Molecule: messenger RNA, 3010 nt
Organism: Stylophora pistillata
Lineage: Eukaryota; Metazoa; Cnidaria; Anthozoa; Scleractinia; Pocilloporidae
Product: A-type voltage-gated potassium channel KCND3
Biological process (GO): protein homooligomerization; potassium ion transmembrane transport; action potential
Cellular component (GO): voltage-gated potassium channel complex; membrane
Molecular function (GO): voltage-gated potassium channel activity; protein binding
Source: RefSeq, a predicted model, not a curated record